Venustampulla echinocandica is the source of this 6123-nucleotide messenger RNA. RefSeq names its product C-terminal autoproteolytic of nucleoporin nup98. Gene Ontology annotation, molecular function: structural constituent of nuclear pore. Lineage: Eukaryota; Fungi; Ascomycota; Leotiomycetes; Helotiales; Pleuroascaceae. The record is from RefSeq and is a predicted model, not a curated record. Bases 1 to 6123 code for a protein of 2040 amino acids. Gene Ontology annotation, biological process: protein import into nucleus; post-transcriptional tethering of RNA polymerase II gene DNA at nuclear periphery; RNA export from nucleus. The transcript has 6 exons. Gene Ontology annotation, cellular component: nuclear pore cytoplasmic filaments; nuclear pore.
AUGUCGGGCUUUGGAGGAUUCGGCUUCGGCCAAAACAAUAACCAGUCGCAAAACACUGGUGGAUUUGGGGGAUUUGGGUCAACCGCCAACACGAACACCAAUACAGGUCGAGUGGACGCUGGACCUCACCGCGAAUCUAUCACUUACUCGGAUCUUCUCCGCGACACAGGCUUUGGAUCCGCGACCAAUACCGGCUUCGGAGGCACGAACACGACUGGCGGUGGACUCUUUGGAGGCGGAUCUACUGGUGGCUUCGGAGGCUCUGGAGGCUCUGGUUCAUUCUGCACUAGAGCUGACAUUUCGAUUCGAACGUCUUUCCACUCCUCUAUCGCUUUUCCUGCAAAAUUGGCGGAGUCGCCGGUGAAUGAGACGCGACUCAUCAUUUACGGCAUGGAUACACGCUGUUUUUUCGGUGCUAUUGUUAAAAUGGAAGAUUCGCUAACGUUGGUGCCAUACACAGGAGGAUUUGGCGGUUCGGGUACGGCUGGUUUCGGUGCGAAGCCAUUUGGAAGCACGACUACCACCACUGGCGGCAGCAUAUUCGGUGGGGGUACCCCAACUACAACUGCGACAAAUACCGGGACUAGCGGCUUUGGCGGGUUCGGGUCGACUGGCGGUGGUAAUACAGCAUCUGGCUUUGGCUCGAAUGCUUCUACUGGCGGCGGAUUGUUUGGAGCAGCUAGCAAGCCGGCAUUUGGUGGCUCGGCAACUUCCACCCCAUUUGGUGGGGGCGCCACAAGCUCUCCUUUCGGCGGCACGACAACAGGUGCUUUUGGAGCCCCUGCAGCUACUGCGUUAGGGGGGGCCACGGGUGAAUGUCAAGGUACCGGAGUUGUCCCUUUUCAGGCCUUUGUGGAGAAGGAGCCAAACAGCACCUCAAACCAGCAAAACUCCUUCCAGAGCAUCUGUUUCCAGCAGCCCUAUCAGAAGUUCUCUCCCGAGGAGUUGAGAUUGGCAGACUAUACCGCAGGUCGUAAAUUUGGCAACGCUAGUAACCAACCUGGAGCCUUUGGUGCUAGCAGUGGCUUUGGAGGUUCGUUUGGUGCAGGCGGUACAACAGGUGGCUUUGGCAAUACUGCUGCCAAUACCAAUACCGGCGGCGGUUUAUUUGGCGGAGGAGCCGCAAGCACUCCAUUUGGUACCACCCAAGCGGCAACGCCUGGGUUUGGGGCCAAUACCGCAACAGCUGGUGGUGGUCUCUUUGGCGCAAAGCCUGCAGCAGCAGGUGGCCUCUUUGGAGCCCAGACUUCGGCACCGGCAUCUGGUGGGAUGUUCGGGACCACUGGCACAUCGGGCUUUGGUGGUGCAAAUACCACAGGGGGAGGGGGUUUCGGUGCAUCCAACACCAGCGGUGGGCUUUUCGGCAGCAAUACCGCCGCGAAGCCCUCGUUCAGCUUUGGAGCUUCACAGCCUGCCGCCGCGACUACUGGAUUUGGGACAGCAACAUCAGGAGGAUUUGGUUCCGGCGGAGGUUUAUUUGGCAACACAGGCCAACAACAAAAUACAGCUACUCCCUUCGGUGCUGCUCAGCAAACAAAUACAGCAGCACCAUUUGGAGGGUUUGGUUCCACUCAGCAGCAGCAACCAGCAGGAGGCACGUCCCUUUUCGGCAACACUGCGCAGAAGCCAGCUGGUGGGGCUUUUGGGAGUACGCCUGCUGCAUCUACAGGUGGUGGGCUAUUUGGUGGUGCACAGGCAACCUCAACCACUAACCCCUUCGGAGCCACCACCAACACCCAGAAUACAGGAGGUCUCUUUGGGGCGAAGCCCGCCGCAACAAGUACAGGACUGUUUGGAAAUACGGCCGCACAACCCAAUACGGGAGGAGGGCUCUUUGGUGGUUUCGGAAAUCAAAAUGCCAAUACGGCCCAACAACCCUCUGGCUCUCUUUUCGGUGGUCUAAAUAAUCAAGCCAAGCCAUCGGCGUUUCCCCAACAGUCGCAGCAGACUGGAGGCAGUCUCUUCGGAGGUGCUGGAUCCCAACAACAAGGAGGUGGCCUCUUCGGCGCCAGUAUCAAUAAUCAGCAAGCUCAGCAGCCUCAAAAUUCACUUUUUGGCAAUAACUCGCUUCUUGGAACCUCCCAACAGGGACAACAAACCCCUCAGUCUCUCACUGCGAGUAUCGGCGACAACGCAGCCUACGGUGGAGCUUCAUUGUUCGCCAACCUAGCUUCAACACAGAUGAACAAUCCAGGUCCAAUUGCAACACCGCUUUCCGGCAGUGUUAAGCAGAAGAAAAAUUCGGCUCUUCCGAUGUAUAAACUGAACUCGGCAUCCACUUCGCGCUUUACAACUCCGCAGAAACGAGGAUUCGGUUUCUCGUAUAGCAGCUAUGGAACUCCUGGAAGUGCGUCGAGUACGUCCAGCACCCCUGGUGCCUUUGGAGGAAGUACCCUUGGUAGCACGUUCAGCCGUACCCUCAAGACGAGCAUGUCCACCAGUAGUCUCCGCCGUAGCUUCGGCCCAGAAGAUAGUAUUCUUGCUCCAGGCGCUUUCUCUGCCAGCCCCGCUGCAAGACAGUUUGGCAGCACUGGCAGUGUGAAGAAGCUCAACAUCAACAGAAGCCUUCGGAAUGAUCUGUUCACACCACCAAACCCAGUACAUACCCCAUCGACACCUGGGCAGAAUGGCAUUCUCAAAAAACGUGUCUCUUUCGAGACCAACGGGAUUUCUGGCUCCAGCCCACUCAAAAAUGCCACAAAUGCUGCAAGCCCCAGCUCUCAAGAACUAGGUUUGCUUCGACCCGCUCCUGGCACCAAUGGGGUGAAACCAGCUGCUGCUGCAUCCCCCGAGAUGGAACAAGUCCAGAAUAAUGAGCUUGCUGUUGUUCAUGAGGAGGAAGCACCAGUUCCAGCACCGCUAAACACACAGAUGCAGCCUACCACUCAGGAUGACCAAGAACCAGGACGGUAUUGGAUGUCGCCAUCUAAGGCAGCUAUUGAGGGCAUGAACCGUAUGCAACGUUCAAAAGUCACUAACUUCACUGUUGGACGAGAAGGCAUUGGGCAAGUUAGGUUUGAUGUCCCAGUGGACCUCACGAACAUCAACCUCGACGAGAUUAUGGGGAACAUUGUGCAACUGGUUAUGCGCUCUGCAACAGUCUAUUCGGACCCUGCCAAAAAGCCGCCCAUGGGGAAGGGGCUCAAUGUGCCUGCAGUCAUCUCGUUAAUGAACUCUUGGCCCCGCAAGAGGGACGGAAAAACUCCCUCGGGAGAAAAGUCAGGUGCUCGAUUCAAAAAGCAUAUUGACCGCCUAAAGAAGGUCAAGGACACCAAAUUCGUCUCGUAUGACAAGGACCAUGGUAUUUGGACAUUCUCAGUUGAGCAUUUCACUACCUACGGCUUUCCAGAAGACGAUGAGACUGAUGGCGAGGGUAUGAGCGAGUUUGGACAGAGCACUCUGAGUGCUCCCCCCGAUACUCCUACGCCCAAGUCAGGCGGAUUGGAGCGAUCCUUUGCGUCUACUUCACAGGCCACACAUACCGAAUCUGAUCCUGAUGAUACUUUUGAGUUCAGAAAAAAGAAGAUCUUGCCUGGAGCCUUCGAUGACCAGGUACUGUACGUGGAUGACGAAGAAAUGGAUCACGAUAUGGUCGGUCAAGAUGGGGAGUCUUUUUUAGAUGAACGCUCCGUGGGUUCGCAGUCUGAAAACGGCGUCGAAGAGCCAAUGGAACAAGACGACGUGUUUUACGACGAUGAAUCUGUCAGCAUUGUGGAUCAAGAGAUGGCGGGAUCUUAUCCUCAAGUUGGCAAUACCACGGAGCUUGGUGAAGAAGACUCGCAGUAUGACGGUGGCAUGGAUGAAGAUACGGAAGCACAUGACGCACUUGCCAGGGCAAGAAUCAGAGCUGCUCACAAAGCCGAGACGCCGUUGAAGAGAAAAUUUGCGGCUGGUAAUGACUGGACGGACACCCUGAGAAAAACGAUCAGCCCACAGAAGCAAGACCGUGCAGCUCUUAAGAGUUUGAUAAAUAUUCUUGAAAUGGACCCGCAGCCGGAAUCAGAGCUCACACCAACAGCAAGAAGAGUUAUUUCAGAUCCGCGCGGUUUUGCCACUAGUAUUGAUUUGAUGAAUUCGUUGUUUGGUCAAACUAAGAGCCCCAUCAAGGCUCCUAAGGUUCCAGCAAAAGCAAAAGGUUUUGAGUGGCCAUAUGCGAAAAGACCGAAGACAGCCGACAGUGAAAUGACCAACAUGACUGAAGCAGACCGCGCCUUCCACGAGUCCAUGAAACCCAGCUGGGGCCCAGAUGGGGCCUUGGUCUAUGCUUCUCCAGCGGAUAGUAAGCCUUUGGGCAAAUCCUCUCGUCGGUCUCGGGAGAGAAAUGGCUUGCUUGCAAUCCAGAAGGGAGCAAUUGUCUCCGAAUGCAGGGACGUCCGAUUCGCUAAGUUCUCUAAUGAGGUCUCUGCUGGCUUUCUUAAAAAACAGAAGGCUAUGACAGUAAUCACUGAGUCUGAAGACGUGCCAUUUGCGAGAUUAAAGGACAAUUUCUCAUUCUCCGAUUUCUACGAUGAGGGCAAUGCUCGAGAUCCAGCUGCAUUGCACGACACACUUGUUUGGACACUCGCCGGCAUUCUAUGGGACAAAAUCCCCGUUCCUGAAGGAUUGGAACAUGUUCCAUCGAUAGUAGAUCGCCUACGUAAAGAGCGGUUGUCAGCGUUCUGGCAAAAGCUCGUUGAGACCGCAUCUGCCCAGCAAGUUGCACUUGCAAAGUCAAAUGAGGAGAAGGCCAUAGCUUGCCUAUCCGCCCGCAGAGUGGCCGAUGCAUGCGGGCAUCUCAUCAAUGGCAAGGACUUCCAUCUUGCCACCCUGAUUGCCCUCAUAGGUGGAAAGCGUAGUGUGAAGAGGGAUAUCCGAGAACAACUGAACGAGUGGCAGAAGUCUCGCCUGCUGUCAGAAUUAAAUCAACCUAUCAGGGCGCUCUACGAAAUGCUUUCCGGCAACGUCUCCGUCUGUGAAGGGUCCAAAGGGGCACCAGGCGAAGACCGCAUCGAAUCAUUCAUCAUUUCAAAACGCUUUGGUCUGGGCUGGCGCCAAGCUUUUGGUCUCCGACUUUGGUAUGGCAUCAUGUCUGAUGAACCCCUCGAGGAGGCUGUUGAGAAGUUUGCUGAAGACCUCUCCCAAGGAAAGGAAACUGCCCGGCCACAGGCAUGGUACGUUCAGGAGAAGAUACCAGCGUUAUGGGAAGACAAGGAGCGUGAAGAUCGUGAGGAUUUGCUUUGGGGACUCCUGAAGCUUUACACUUACCAGGAUAUGGCCCUAGAAAGAACUCUUGGUCCAGCGAACUCUCAGUUAUCCCCGCUUAACUUCCGCCUGGCAUGGCAGCUCAGUCAAGCCCUCAUAUCCGCCAAGGCUGUCAAUUAUAACGACAACUUUAAAGCUGAUCAAACCACCUUAUCCUUUGCGUCUCAGCUUACAAAUGAGGGUAGCUGGCUCGACACUGUCUUUGUCCUUCUUCACCUCUCGUCACCCAUGGCCAGAGCAAAGUCGAUCCAGGAUCACCUUGCUCAUUUCGCCGGGCAAAUCGGGUCAGAGGAUAGCGAAAGCUUCACAACAUUGACACAAACUUUCAAGAUACCCACCUCAUGGAUCUGGGAGGCAAAGGCAUUGUACAAGCGCAGCGUUGACAAAGACUCUCGAGGGGAGGUUGAAUGCUUAAUCAAGGCAGGCUCGUUUAAUGAAGCCCAUCGCACAUUUGCCAGGGAAGUCGCACCUAAGAAUGUCGUUGAACUGGACAAUGACGUCUUACGGACCCUCCUUCAUGGCUUCCGAGGCAAAGAGAACACGAUAUCUGAGUGGCAUCUCGGUGGGCAGAUAUAUCUGGACUACCUUGAAUUGCUAGAGAGUCAGAAGUAUGCAAGGGCGGUUGAUCACCAUGCAUUGGAGAGAUUGCUGGUGGGUCUUCCCGCUGUGGUUGAAGAGUCGCGGCACCCGAGCUUUAUGGAAAGAGUCGCGGUCGAGACGAUUAGUGGAACUGCUGCCAAGGCAGUGAUCGCCACGGCGAGGAAAGGAGAGAAAGCAGACUUGCCCAAGAUCUUGCGACUACCUCUCACAGAGGAUAAUUACCUGAAGUACACGGUCGACCUCAGCAUUGAAUAUUAUAGGAGCACAGUCGCUUCCCGAUAG